CUUGGGCUCUUCCCUUCUUCCCCAGCCUCGACGGCCACCAUGGGCACCACCUUGCCCCUGCCCCGAAGGCCAGGCUGGCUCCAGCUCUUGGCAGCGGCGGCCUUUUGCCUCUGGGGCGCGCAAGGCAAGGUUGACUCCAACAAGUUAUGGAAAACCUAUCAUGGGGUUUUCUCCGCAAGAUUUCCUGAGAGCAGCACGUGGACCUCUGCUUCCCAUCCAGAAUGACCAUAUUAUUGCUCCUUCUUUCUGUAUACUAUUCAUGUGGUGCACAGUUCAAAUCAUUAGAGAGAGGUCUUAUUUUAUCACCUGGCUUCCCCAACAAUUAUUCAUCGGGCAUACAUUGUAUUUGGCAGUUCUUCAUCCCUGCUAGAACAUACUUAAUGUUGGAAAUUUUUGACUUUGAUGUGUUUGAAAGCAUGAGUGAGAACCCAAGUGCCUGGAAUGAUUUUCUUACCCUUCCCAAAAAUACCAAGGAAGAGUUUUUUCCCAAUGAGGGUAAUACAGACUUUCCCACUAUCCUUUCUACUAAGAGCUCCACUCUCCAAAAUUUUCAUUCAACGGAUUUUUAUAAUCUUCAUGGUGGGCUUCCAGAAACUGCUUCUGAAAAACAGGAAUCAAAACAAUUCCAGCAAAUACAAGAACCAAGAGAGUUGGCCAUUACUCAGCCUAGCGAAUCACCAUUCAUGGAAGCAAUCAAUGUCACCUUACUGAGACACAUGGCCAGUGGAGUACAGGAGGAAAAUAAAGACCCAAUGGACAAAAUAUUGUUUGCUCACCUCACUGCUAGUGGGACAAAGGAAGAUUCUGAAGGCUCUAAACAGCAUUCAGGAAAUAUGGCUUUUGAAGACAAUGAGGGCAUUUCAACGAUGGUUUUGUCAACAGAGACUUCCUCCAUCCCAGUGACCUCGAUGGAAGUUUGCCCCCAUGAUGUCUUGUAUGUUUCUGAUCUCUUUGCUUUUUCUUCUCGCUUCUGUGGUACAAAUUCACCACUGAACAAAAACAUGACUUUUGGGUCUUCUCUAAAGAUGGUUGAAGUCAUUGUGGAGCUGAUUACAACCACAGAUCGUGGGCGAGGCUUUGCGAUGCUCUUUGAAUACAAGAAUGACACUGAACUGUUUACCAUGAAUGACUCAAAAGAUGGGAAAGAAAAUAUUAUGAUGCUGGUAAUCAUAACAGGGAUCCUCUUCUUUGCGCUUGUUCUUUUCUCCUCACUCUGUAUAGCUUGCAGACAGAAAUUAUGUCCCAAAAGGAGCUCUUUGGAUGUACACUGUGACCGAGAGAAUGGGAUCCAGAAUGCUGCUGCUGAUAUCAAUGAGCUUAGGCUAGUGAUGCCAAACCAAGAGAAUGAAAACAACAACCACUCUGUUGGUGGAAAUGGAAUUGUCACUUCCUGCAAUGGCAGUGUGGAGUGCAUUCCGCCACAAACCGAUCCAGAUCUACCUUCUUCAAUAUCAGCAUUAACCACCGAGUCUGGAAGUGAUGAAGUGUUUAUCAUUUCAGCCAGUCCUGGAGCUGGUGGCUUGAGUUUUACCUCCUAUCAAAUACAGGACAAAAAGCUAAAGAGAAGUAUCACAAGUCCAGGCUCAGUUUCUAACUGGAUAAUAGCAGAUGAAACGGAACCAGGUCUCAAUGUUACAGAGAGAAGAGUGGUACAGACGGAGAGCCAUCGCCCAGCACAGCAGACAUGGAGUACAUAUGCGUUUCAUGACUUACUGGCUCCAUUGCCUCAGCUGCAGAAAAAAUGGUGCAGCUGGACUACUAACAAUCCUUUCACCAAGCUGGUGAAUAGUGGUGGCUUUUCUACAUCCAUGAAAAACCAGACUACAGUUACUCAAAAAGUAACCUCAUCUGCAGAAAUAGAUGGAAACUCUCAACAGGCUUACUUGGACUCAUCAGCCAGCACUGCAUCUUACCCAUUGACACAUUCAAUACAGAAAGGGUGCAAACUGAGCAGCAGGUGCACUUUGAAAAGAUCCCGAUUUGGAAAUCCUUACUUUGGUUUUUUAACAAGUUCUCCCAGUUGCAGCAACCUAAGGCUCCCUGAUCACUCCAUGCAUGCGGGUGAUACAUCUCUAGUCAACAGCUCAAGCCAAGGAGCAAAAAUCACCCCUGAAGAUCCCAUCCAACUCAAAAGCAAUGCAACCAGUGGCUCAAAAUCCAAGGAGCUCCCACUAGAAAUGGACAAGCCCAAACCUGUUUUCGUUAUUUCUGAAGAAGGGGAUGACCAACAGCCUUUGGUUUUAGCAGAGCACAUAAAUCAAUGUGUAGAUUCCCUCACUGAACCAAAUGUUGUUAUCCAUAACCUACAGAUGGCCAUGGUGAGUGAGCAAGCAGUGGACUUCACUCUUCAAGCAGAAAGUUUUGCUGAGUCUACCAGCAUCAGGACAAAGUACCCCAGUUCAUUCAAAGAUUUCCUGAAGGGCUGUGGUGCUUACAAAGACCAAAGCUAUGUGCCUGUUUCAGAUACUGGAACGGCUACGAUCAGCACUCAUCAGAAAUAUGACUCCUUAACUUCCCACAAAUUGUGGCAAACCUCAGUUCAAUAAUUCUUCCAAAUAUGGUAUUCAAACUGACACUGAAUAUUCAGGAUUAUGGAUCUGAAUGCAAUAUGGACAAACAUUUCUUCAAUCUUGAAUGCAACCUGGAUAAUCAACACAGGAGGGGAGUGUGCUGAGGCAGUCUUGACUCUUUAUUGGCAUACUCUCUUAUGAAGUUGUGCAUUGUUGCACUUGCACCUCUCGCCUUAAAUUGCACCUUAUGCAAAUAUGAAUUAAAAGGCGCAUGAAGUUUUGAUCGUAUCUCACAAGAGUUCAAUCUAAUUCUAGCCACAGUUGGGGACAAUUGCACAACACUGUGAGGUGGUAAUCUCUAACAGGAGAAAAUGCAAAGGGGUAAACAGUAAACUAAAAUACUGUGCCAAG
Messenger RNA from Sceloporus undulatus (fence lizard), 2921 nucleotides. RefSeq lists its product as uncharacterized. The transcript is spliced from 9 exons. The coding region runs from base 222 to 2546 and encodes 774 amino acids. Lineage: Eukaryota; Metazoa; Chordata; Lepidosauria; Squamata; Phrynosomatidae. The record is from RefSeq and is a predicted model, not a curated record.